AUGACAAGUGUAACAGCAAGUGAUAUUGAAAAGUUGAGUCUGUACCAUGAUGAAAUCGUGAAUGAGCCGCAAGCUCUUACUUCUGAACACCAUGAUUUUCUUAUGGCUAGACAUGGUUCAGUUCAGUUGGAUCCACUCCCAUCGAGUGAUCCUAGUGAUCCACUUAACUGGCCUACAUGGAAGAAAAAUUAUGAAAUCAUUUUAAUUGCGUUUCAAACAUUUAGUAGUACAUUUAUGGCUGCAGGACUUACGCCUGCUUACGAACCUAUGGCGGAAGCAUACGGAAUGACACCUCAUGAAUGUACUUAUUUCACUUCUGCUCAAAUUUGCGUUUUAGGAAUUCUUCCAUUAUUCUGGGUUCCAAUAAUGAACACAUACGGUAGAAGGCCGUUUUUAACGUUCUCGGCCUUGGCAUGUUGUGCAUUAAAUAUUGGUGGUGGUUUUUGUACUACUUAUGGGCAACAAAUGGCUACUGGAGUUUUAGUAGCGUUUUUUAUUUCAACCGGGGUCUCUGCUGGUAGUUCUGUUGUAGGUGAUUUAGCCUUUCGACAUGAAAGAGGUAAAAAGAACGGUUGGUGGUCUCUUGGGCUUAUUAUAGGUACACCAGGUGGCCCGUUCUUCAUGGGAUUUGUUCAAUACCAUGUUGGAACGAAAUGGAUUUAUUUCACAUUUGCAAUUAUGAACUUCAUACAAUUUAUUUUAUGGUUACUUGCAGACGAAACAGUAUACGUGAGACAAUCUGAGGCUAGCUCUGUUCUUCCAAAAAGCACUAACGGGGGGAUUAAGAAUUGGUUAGGCUUUUGCAAACAGACCCAGAAUGAAUUACAUUGGUCUCUUUUUAUAAGACCAUUGAAACAAGCAGCCAGCUUUAAUGUUUGCAUGGCAGUCAUAGCAGCAUCCGUAACAUUUUGUUAUGCAAACAUUCUUCUUGUGGUGGAAAUGCCACAGACUUUUGGAGAGUUGUUUCAUCUUAAUGCUCAACAAUUAAGUUUGCAUUAUAUUGCACUUAUAGUUGGGUCAAUUAUUGGGGAGUUACUUUCUGGUCACGUCUCUGACUGGUGGAUGACGAUAUGUUACAAGAAAAGAGGUGGUGAAAGGGUGAUUGUUGAUAGGUUAUGGGUAUCGUACAAUGGAUACAUCUUUGUUAUUGUUGGAUUGAUAGUCUGGGGUAUUUAUUUAAAUAGGGUGAAAGAAAAUCACUGGACCAUAUCACCUUUGAUAGGAGCUGCUAUUAUGGCAGUAGGAAAUGAUAUCAUUGCAACUGUUUUGACAGCUUUUGCCAUUGAUACCCACCCUGAAUAUGCGUCUGACAUUGGUUUAUUCUUGAACUUAGUACGCCAAGUUUUCGGUUUUAUUGGUCCAUUCUACCUUACUUUAAUGAUCGAGACUCUUUCUUAUGCAGGGGCUGCUGGGCUAAUGAUUGGAUUAAUGGUAGUGUUUGGCUUUGUUCCCACUGCAUUGGCGCAUUUAGUUGGACAUAGGCGUACGCGUACUAAAGCAUGA
Messenger RNA from Debaryomyces tyrocola, 1503 nucleotides. The record is from the annotation of a GenBank genome assembly. Lineage: Eukaryota; Fungi; Ascomycota; Pichiomycetes; Serinales; Debaryomycetaceae.